Molecule: messenger RNA, 900 nt
Organism: Dermacentor albipictus
Lineage: Eukaryota; Metazoa; Arthropoda; Arachnida; Ixodida; Ixodidae
Product: S-antigen protein-like
Source: RefSeq, a predicted model, not a curated record
GAGAUCCGGAAAGGCUGACCGACUCUGUUCGUGACCCUACCGUUAUACUUCCGUGCCGUCCCAUCGGUUUGCUUCGAGCUAACGAACCGCAGAGCAACCGUCAUGGCCAAGCUAACCCUCUUCUUCGCCUUCGGUCUGGUCGUCACGAUGGGACUUAUCGUGACUCAGGCUGAAGCCUGGUCGCUCUUCGCCCGGAACGAGGAAGCCAAUGCUGAGAACGCCAAUGCUGACAGGUCAGAAGGAGCCUACGCAGAGAACGCCAAUGCUGACAGGUCAGAAGAAGCCAACGCAGAGAAUGCCAACGCAGAGAAUGCCAACGCUGACAGGUCAGAAGAAGCCAACGCUGAGAACGCCAACGCUGACAGGUCAGAAGAAGCCAACGCAGAGGAAGCCAACGCUGACAGGUCAGAAGAAGCCAACGCUGAGAACGCCAACGCUGACAGGUCAGAAGAAGCCAACGCUGAGAACGCCAACGCUGACAGGUCAGAAGAAGCCAACGCUGAGGAAGCCAACGCUGACAGGUCAGAAGAAGCCAACGCCGAGGAAGCCAACGCUGACAGGUCAGAAGAAGCCAACGCUGAGAACGCCAACGCUGACAGGUCAGAACAAGCCAACGCUGAGAACGCCAACGCUGACAGGUCAGAAGAAGCCAACGCUGAGGAAGCCAACGCUGAGAACGCCAACGCUGACAGGUCAGAAGAAGCCAACGCCGAGGAAGCCAACGCUGACAGGUCAGAAUAUGCUCACGCUGAGAGCGCUGACGCCGACUGAGCGGCACGCCCAAAGUCUAGCCACAAAAAGAAGACUAUGCCAGCACGUCUUUCACUCCGAAUUAGCUCAUCUUAAAGUACAAGAACCACGGGGGGCAGAUAAUAAAACUUAUUUCUUUGAACGUACAAA